Molecule: messenger RNA, 895 nt
Organism: Dacryopinax primogenitus
Lineage: Eukaryota; Fungi; Basidiomycota; Dacrymycetes; Dacrymycetales; Dacrymycetaceae
Exons: 6
Coding region: 95-895 (266 amino acids)
Source: RefSeq, a predicted model, not a curated record
AGCCUCACCAUGAACCCCAUAUUAUCCCCUAGGGGAAAUAUCUGGAUCUUGGUUGCUUAUAGUACAACAGACCGAGUAUGCACCACGGUGGAGAAUGGCAAUCCGCUUCCCGCUGGAUCAGGCAUUCAUAGUUGGAAUAUGGCUAGAGGGCUGUUUUUAUGGCAUCUUCAUACCAAUAUUUGGAGCGAGUGUGUAUGUUCUGGUGGCGAAGAAGGGACUGUUGGUUAAGUUGAACCUGCCCAUAUUGAUCGCUGCAAUCCUCAUGUUCGCUCUCGCUACCGCGCAUGUUACGAUCAACGUGUACAGAUUAAUACACGGAUUCGUCCUGAAUGAGUCCGUGCCGGGAGCCGCCGUCUUAUAUUUGUAUUCGUUAUCCGAGCCGACGCAGAAGGCGAAAGAUAUCGUGUAUGUCACCCAGAGUUUACUGGGAGAUGGCUUGAAUAUUUAUCGCUCCUGGCUCAUAUGGAAUAAGAAUUGGCGGAUACCCGUUUUCCCGAUGUUAUUAUGGCUUACAACAUGUGUUGUCGGAUACUAUAUACCUGGCUAUCUUUUUCAGUUCUAUCAAACCGAUUCAAAUAUCUUUGGAUCACGCUACCGUACCUAUGUGACGAUAUGGUACACUCUAACAAUGGUUCAAAACAUUAUCACAACAUCGCUCAUUGCGUUCCGCCUCUGGCGUCAUGAGCGACAAAUUGGCGACUAUCGAACGGGCAACUUCAGCCUCACGUCAAUCAUCCAAAUCAUACUGGAAUCAGCCGCUAUUUACGUAGCCGCUCAAGUGGUCCUGUUGGUCACAUACGCUUGCAGUGACAACGCCCAGUAUGUGCUGCUGGAGAUCAUAACCCCACUCGUCGGGAUAGUAAGUCACCGGCACCUGCAAAAACACUGCAUCUAA